AUGCUUUAUCAAGAAGUUUAUCGUCUUUGGCAAAUAAAUCAAAAAACAAAUCGAUCAAUACGAAGUCUUGUUGCACAAAGUACAUAUAAGAAUAAACCACAGUUAUUGGCAUUAAUUUCAAAAGUUAUUCAACAUCGUGCGUUAUUACAAACAAUUAUUGAUCGAUCUCAAUUAUUAGAAAGAGAAAACUUUCUAUCAAAUGAAUUAGCAUUAAUUCUUGUCUAUGAUCAAGUUUUUGGAACACAUGUUAGAGGCAAAUUUAAGGGUAUGUUAAAACGUAAUCAAUCAUCUAUUGAUCAAUGUAUCGAAACUCUUUUGAAUGAACACAAACUUUCUUCAAUAUCUGAAUUACUUGAUACAUCACCAACAAAUAAAAAUCCUUCAAUUGAAAUUCCUCGUUAUGUUCGAAUAAAUCUAUUAAAAACAAAAGCCAAACAACUUCGAUUAAAUCUCAAAGAAUUAUCAUUUAAAAAGAUAAAAAAUGUGUGA
Molecule: messenger RNA, 489 nt
Organism: Adineta steineri
Lineage: Eukaryota; Metazoa; Rotifera; Eurotatoria; Adinetida; Adinetidae
Source: the annotation of a GenBank genome assembly